UCUUACAGUUCUGUUUAACAGUUGUAUCGCCGUGGAUUUAAAUUUAGCCUAAUAUUAACAUGGUUUUGUCAUUGAAAACAAUUAAAUAGCCUACAAAUCCAUUCAUGCAUUCAUUUUCUUUCCCCGUCAUUGGUUUCAGCUCUAGAUAAUCUGACAGAUCUCUCUUAGUUUAUUCCAAUCGGCGGUAAUUUAUGGAAAGAGGACAUAAUCCUUUUCCAAGCGCCCCGAGCAUAACUGUACUUUAAUCCGGUUUUCUUCUGUGCGAUGGAUAUUGGGAACGCACGACGAGACGUUCGACGACACCCCUUUAGAAACGGUUUCAAGUUCCAGCGCGUGACAUGUUGGAAUGUCAGGUCGCUCGCCUCCGUUGCCGUAGCAACAGUACGGGUCAACUCCAGUCUCCUCGCAUAGAGAGAAGCGGCCGGCUACGCAAUGACAUCCCGUGGAGCUAGAUACCGCCUGGGUUCCCCCUUCCAGCGCCUCCUGGUCAACAUGGGCAUGGCUUCCUCUGCCUUCCCCUCAGCCUUCAACCCCAGACCUGCCCAGGACCGCGCCCCCAGCUCCCUGUCCUCCCGCCACUACCUAGCCGGCUGCAGUCGUGACGCAGAGCUCGGUCCGGACUCCCCGGCUCCUCCCACUCUCUCGCUGGGGCGGGGCCUAGGCCUGAGCUUUCAGGAAGGCAGGUGGGUGAGGGGCAGAGGAGAAGGCGGAGGAGUAGGUGAGGAGAGCGGAGCUGGGAAGGAGCAGAAGAGACGGAUCCAGAGGUUGAAGGAGGAGAACCGUCUGUUAAAGCUGUCUGUGGAGGUCCUGCUGGACAUGAUGACCAUGGUGAAGCUGAAGGACUGCGAUGGUGAGGCCGAGGGAGGGGGUCGCCAGGCCUCUGAGAGGAGACCCGCGGGGGGUAAGGGGGUGUGGUGGGCCCCCAACCUGCCCGACAAACGGAGAGCUUAGACCAUUAAAGGCUUCCCUCUGCAGUACCCCUCUGUUCUCCCUCUCUGAUUGGAUGGGAUUAGACUAGUUUAUCACAAAUAUCAAUAUUUAUUAAUCCAUCAUAAACCUGUACUUAAAUAGAAAAACCUUCAAGCCCCUUUUCUUAAAUUACAAUUGUUUUAUUUUCUGCAUUAGUGAUCAAAGUACUCUUUUAUAAUUUGGGGGAAAAAAAUUCCAUUGAUUCUACUCUGCCAUGGUACCAACUCCCAUGGAGCCCUGAAAGAGUACAUUCACAUGGAGAAUCCCCCCUCUCCGUUCACCUGGCACUGAACCGAUGUGCUACUUCCAUCUGCAAAGGCAAAUGUAACCUUCUAGAAAAUUAAAUUAAAGAAGCGCAUUCCUUCCUUUCUCAUCUCGAGAUGGCAAAGCAAGAAUUCAAUUCAAGGUGUGUUUUAAGCUAUUUGGGGAAUGUCUGCUGCUUUCCAGGCGUAACAGAAUUAGCCUUGUUUGGUUUGCGUGCGUUGGUUAGCCGCCCGCGCUCCAUUCGAGGACUAAAGUCAGGGGGUUUCAGAUGAUGGUCUGCUGCAUCAGGCUGGGUGGGCUUCAUUAGGUGUGUCUGCAUCACUAAAGAAGUCAACGAUAUUUGUUUUAUUUACAACAGAGUCUUUGCGACUUAUUUAAACUCUUAGGUUAAACUCUUAAAACAGCACACAGUGCCUUCUCUGGUAAAUGGUAAAAUGUCACAACUGUUGCUUCUGAUUGGCAUGAAUACAUCCCAUGGGGAGUCGCGUUCCAAUCAGAGCGAAUCAGAAUCCCAACCCUGUCAUGGUCUGUCAGAAGGAUGUUUAUUGCGUCUGGUGAGUUAGAGGAUGCGCUCCACGCCUUUCCAGGAUCUGACUCACAGACACCAGGAGGGGAGGUUCAUGAUCGGAGGCCUUCUCUCUUUUGUCACUAGGUGUGGUUGUGGGUCAGAGGGCGAUGCGUGCGUCAGGUGUGUAAUGUAUGAAAUAUUAGGGCCUGCCGUGGCGGACGUGGGUCAGAACGUUUUUGAAACGUCCCUCUGAGCUGCAUAAUAAUAGCGUUUCUGUACAUUGAUUCAACCCGUCCAGCCUUCCUCUUAACUUUAUUGUGUAGAUAAAUCAUUUAAAAUCAAAGCUAACUUAACAAAGUGUGCCUAAACUUUGGAAAUUUAAAAAAAUAGGUUUGGCACUUUUAGAGAGGUUUCCAAGUCUUGUGCUACGGUUGGUUUAGGGAACCAAACCUUUUUCAGAACCGUUUGAAGGAACUCAAACUCCUCUCACCUCCCAAAACUAAACUAAAUGAACGAAGGAGAAGCUCAACAGACAGAAUGGCUGCCGCCGGCAUCAGAGGCUCGCUCAUUUGCAAAAACCCAGUGAAAGAGACAGGAAGCAUUUAGUACCACAGAGAGCUGAUGAACGCUGCUCUGUCCUCUGCUACACCUGUUCAGAGUUCCUCCGGGUCUGGAGCGCAGUGUUUUAAGUAACCAAGGCUAAACCAGAGACCCGUCCCUACGCAGGUAAGCAAACGUCGUCCUCUAAUGGACCAAUCAGCAUCAGAGGAAAGUGUCGAUUCUGAGGGUACAAACCCUAGCCAGUGUUUUUGGACAGCUAAACUUGUGUGUUAGCUGAUUAGCGCGACCUGGAGGAGCAGCUCAUUAGUGAAAUCAGCUCCGCUCACCGCAGGGGUGGACAGGAGCCGGGCAGGAUCUGUAAUUUGUGAACCUGGAGUUUCCCACCUCUGCCAAUUAUCCACGCCGAGGUCUACGGAGACGGCGGCGGAGCUCUGUCAUCAACACACUUCCUUUCAAAAGUUGAGAACAAAGAGGAACGGAAAUUAAUCUCCAACUCAAACUCUCAAAAGA
Molecule: messenger RNA, 2812 nt
Organism: Gadus chalcogrammus (walleye pollock)
Lineage: Eukaryota; Metazoa; Chordata; Actinopteri; Gadiformes; Gadidae
Product: protein chibby homolog 1-like
Exons: 2
Coding region: 433-951 (172 amino acids)
Source: RefSeq, a predicted model, not a curated record